Molecule: messenger RNA, 636 nt
Organism: Gloeophyllum trabeum ATCC 11539
Lineage: Eukaryota; Fungi; Basidiomycota; Agaricomycetes; Gloeophyllales; Gloeophyllaceae
Exons: 3
Source: RefSeq, a predicted model, not a curated record
GCCAAGAACACCAAGUUUUUUGAGAAAUGGACUACGUCCCAAGGCUGCAAAGUGGCAACAUAUGAUGAUAUUCCGGAUGAAUUCUUCCAUGAGGUCGAGGCGGUAUUCGACACAACCGGCAAGCUACCAGCGGCAUGGCUGGAAGAAGUGAGUGACGUUGCAUUAACUCAUUGCCCGGCCCUCUUCUCGGACCAAGUCGACCCAGCUGACAGCCGAGACCUCCUUACGGGCAUAAUCUGCUCCUUCGGAGGAUGGAAGACUCUGAAGAAUAUAGUCGAUCGCAAUGAGAAGCGGUCGGAGGCUAGCGACGUUUGUAGCGUGGUGCAGACUCCUCUUUCGUUACCUGAGCCACUGCCCCACUGUACGAAGAUAACAAAUCGUACCGUCCGGAUUCUGAACGCUUCCACCAUCGUCCCCGAUAACAUGGUGUUCCUACCUGCAAGUCUGGGUCGACGGCUUUCCGCAUCCACCAGCUCCCUCUGGAACAAACUGAAGUGGGACUGCCGCUUGGGCACGGAUAUAUCGGACUCGAAGUCCUCCGAACGGUCCUUGAACUUCCAGGCGACUCCUUGCCAACAGUUGCCUGAAGUAGAGGGUUUCGAGUUUGCCAGCAGCGUGUGGGAGGACAAGAAGCCC